Molecule: messenger RNA, 3399 nt
Organism: Sebastes umbrosus (honeycomb rockfish)
Lineage: Eukaryota; Metazoa; Chordata; Actinopteri; Perciformes; Sebastidae
Gene: nr1d4b
Product: nuclear receptor subfamily 1, group D, member 4b
Exons: 8
Coding region: 607-2316 (569 amino acids)
Biological process (GO): negative regulation of transcription by RNA polymerase II; positive regulation of transcription by RNA polymerase II; hormone-mediated signaling pathway
Molecular function (GO): nuclear receptor activity; RNA polymerase II cis-regulatory region sequence-specific DNA binding; zinc ion binding
Source: RefSeq, a predicted model, not a curated record
GAUAUCCGUGAUACAAAUCCACAAACAGAACAGGAGGGAGGGGGUGAAGCGCACAAAAAGAACAGGAAAAAAAAACUGGUCACAUUUCUCAGGCACCUGAAAACGUGCUGGUUUAUUUUCGGACUCGUGUUGCUUAUUGAUGAGUUGAGGGGGGAGUGUUUAAACUACUUCUACUCCUGGUUCAUGUUUUCAUGGUGACUGUACUUUACAAGCAGCUGAGGACCUCAGUCAUUUACAGGAGUCCUUCCUUCACACAGUGAGAGCUCUACUCACUCACACAACCUGGCUGGCAUCAUUAAGGUGUGCAUACGGAGAGCCGAGCUGUCUCUUAUUCAUCUCUUCGGAAGUCAUCUGGAGCAGCAUCUGCUCUCAUUUCCUUUUAGACUAAUUCUUUGACUUCGUUGACCGACUUUCCUCAGAACACCCCUCCACCGCCCUGCAUGUGCGCAACACUGCUGCUGCCGGUCUGAGCUUUUUUGGAUACACUUUUCUCUUGACUCUACAUCAACCAAACUCCUCGGUAGAUAAGCAGUCAGUUCAGCAUUAGACGUCCAACAGUUCAACAGCACGACGGAAGAAGUGAACAGCAUCGACCUACUAGGAAACAUGGAGCACAGCCCUGGUGGUGGUGUUAUCUUGUAUGCCGGCUCAUGCGGCAGUGCCAGCCCGAGUCCUGGCAGCCCCUCAAGUGGAUACCAGACCCAGUCGCCCUCCUCCCACUCGCAGCCUUCGUCCCCAGAGAGUGGCUCCUUUCACGAGAUUGGGCCCCUGAAGCAGAGAGGGGAACGAAGGGGAGGGACUCCUUCCCCGAAAUUGGUCUUCCAGUUUCCAGAAGUAAACAAUGCUCCCGUUGCCCAAAUAGCGACUGUAUCGUCGGCAACCUACAGCCAUCCCACAGUGGCCAAAAGACCUUGUGGUUUCACUGGCACGUUCACCAAAACCGGAGGUAUGGUGCUUCUGUGUAAAGUGUGUGGGGACAUCGCGUCUGGCUUCCAUUAUGGCGUGCACGCCUGUGAAGGCUGCAAGGGUUUCUUCAGACGCAGCAUUCAGCAGAAUAUCCACUACAAGAUGUGCGUGAAGAAUGAAAACUGUCUCAUCAUGCGCAUGAACAGAAACCGGUGCCAGCACUGCCGCUUUAAGAAGUGUCUCUCCGUGGGCAUGUCCAGAGAUGCUGUGCGUUUUGGGCGUAUUCCCAAACGGGAGAAGCAGAGACUACUGGAUGAGAUGCAGAGCUACAUGAACAGUCUCAAUGAAUCCGCUUCCAUGGAAAUGGAGGUGUCGCCUCCCACCGACGCCCCCUGCAGUCCACAGAACCAGACGAAUGACGUAUCGCAGUCGUACCACAGCGACUUAAUGAGCAGAGAUGAGAAACCGAUCAAGUUGGCUGCCGGCAACCGCAACAUCGGCACUACCGCUUUCCACAACCGUCCGGCGCAGCAGCCUUCCAUAUCGCACUCGGCAACCCAGACCCACCACGUGGUUCACGGGGAGCAGGCGAGCUACCACGUCACCACAAGCUGCCCCGUGUCCUCCUCCACCAACGAAAACUCCACCGUCAUCGACAACGCCAAGUACACCUUCUCUUCCAAUCAGAAUCGGUGCCCCGUCAGUGGCCGCCUAUCAUCUCAAUCCUACUCAGCCAAUCAGAACAGUUACGCAGCCAGUGACUCCCAGAACCAAGGCCCCUGCCCCUGGAAGCUAAACGGAGGAGCCAAAGUGCUGGCAUGUCCACUCAAUUCCUGUCCUGUGGCUCCGGCCAGUCGCUCCAGUCAGGAGGUGUGGGAGUCUUUCUCCCAGUGCUUCACCCCUGCUGUUAAAGAAGUGGUGGAGUUCGCAAAGAGCAUCCCAGGCUUCCAGUCUCUCAGCCAGCAUGAUCAGGUCAUGCUGCUCAAAUCCGGCACUUUCCAGGUUCUGAUGGUGAGAUUCUGCUCACUGUUUGAUGCCAAGGAGAGGACGGUGACCUUCCUCAACGGGCAAACAUACUCACUGGCGUCACUUAGGGCUCUUGGCAUGGGCUCCUUGCUGGACGCUAUGUUUGAAUUCAGCGAGAAGCUUGGAUCUUUGGGUCUGGAGCCAGACGAGAUGGCUCUGUUCAUGGCUGUCGUUCUUGUUUCUGCCGAUCGCUCUGGUAUCGUGGAGGUUGGAGCAGUGGAGCAGCUGCAGGAGAACCUAAUAAAAGCCCUGCGCUCUCUCAUCACCAGUCGCCGCCCAGAUGAUAGCACCCUCUUCCCAAAGUUGCUGCUACGUCUGCCGGACCUGCGCACCCUGAACAACCAUCACUCUGACAAGCUUUUGGCUUUCCGCAUAGAUCCUUGAAUGCGAAAGAGCUAAAGCUUCCAGAGGUAUCUGCGUCGGCGGCGCCAUGCAAGCCUGGCCUCCCACAUACAGUACACCGGCCUCUGCAUGAUGGCCAGUUGUUGUGGGAGCUGUGCCAAGUCUGAUGCCAUGAGCGAACUUUGGAAAAAAGAUCAGUGCAGGCACAGCAGGAGGUGGAGGCUCCUGAACUCAAUGGGGCUCAAUUCCUCCUCCAGUUCCAGGACUGCUAAAAAAAAAGACAUUAAAACAUAGACUGAGUUCUUCCUUAAGGUUUUCCGAGUCAACAUCAAACCACCAAGUCAUCACCUCUCCCUCCGGGAGUUUGUGCUGAAGACCAAAAAGAAGAGAAACCUUGUCGUUCCUCACUAGACUUUGUCCUCCUAUCCCAGCUCACAAAGCUAACAAGAGGGAAGCACAUACUCCUGCCAAGAGAAAGAACAACAUGUACAAACAUUCACCAACAUUUCUUACUGUCAAUUCAUGCUACGACGUGUAAAGGGCACUUUCCAGUUUCCAUGCAUUAAAUCAAUAUAUAACAUAGCAAUAGAAACGUCUAAUACACGGUUGGGAGGACGGUUUGUGUGUGUGUGCCCUGUUGAAAUGACAUAAGCUAUUUUCACAACAUUUCACCAUGUGGAAGAUCUUUAUGAAAAUCACCCAUUUGUGAUUGAGAAAUGUAUAACAUUUUUAAGAAAUGAGAGUAAAUUGCAUUGUAUUUGUAUGCGGUAAUCAGGGAGAAAUUACUGGUCAUUUCAGACCGUGUCUGAUGGAAUAUAUGUCGAAGUGUAUUCUUGUAAAUUUUGUAUAUAACCUUUAUUCUUGGUCCUCGUUAGUUUGCAGAUUCUUGGAUAUGUAAAUUAAGCUAGUAUUGGAUUAUUGUAUGUAUAUCACACAUAAUAGACUGCUCUAUAGACUGCAAAGAGAAAGCAGCAUUUCAACCUGACUGAGUAUAAACUUUUUAUUUGAAGAUAUAUAAUUGAAAUAAAUGUAUUGUCAACUGACUGCAUCACCUUGUGAAUAUUUUGUAAAUGUUUUAUGGUUGCACCAUAGAGUACCAUUAUUAAAUAAUGUUAUAUACAGCAA